AUGUCGUUCGCACCGCCUCCCGGCCCUCCGCCGCCUUCCGUCCCAGACGGGUGGAAGCCUCAGUUUGAUGACAGAUAUAAGCAAUGGUACUUCGUAAACCUGCGCACAGGCAAAUCCCAAUGGGAACACCCAGAAGCCCUAGCCCAGAAACAAGAGGAGCUGCAUGAACCUCCCAGCGUGCCGCCGCCAUCAUACGAGGAAUCCGGCGCAGGGGACUCCGCAGGGGACUCCGCAGCGGGUGCGAGUGACAAAAAGGGAGGCCUUGGCUCCAAUAACCCCUACAACCAAGAAAAGGACAAGGAGGAUCUGGUGGAGAGCGAUGCGAGGCUAGCUGCGCGGUUACAGGCCGAGGAGAAUGCUCGCUCCGGGACGCAAAGCCCAGCAGUACAGCCGGGUGCGGCUGCUGAUUAUUACAGUGAUGGGUCGCAUGCGCAAUCGCCGGGUCCUUCGUCGGCGCAGAACUUGGCGCCCCAGGAUACAGGUCGGGGGAAUAAAACGCGCAGUAGGAGUUUCUUGAGCAGGUUGAUGGGGAAGGCGAAGCCGAGCAGUGGGAGCAGUGGUAACCCUUUUGGAGGAGUGUACAGCAGGCCACCUCCACCGCCGCCGCAGUCAUAUGGGUACCCGCCGAGUGGCUAUUAUGGAGGUUAUGCGCAACCACAGGUAGGAGGGUAUGGUUAUUCUCAGUACCCGAUUCAGGGUGGGUAUGCGCAGCCCCAACGGCGACAUGGUGGCAUGGGAAAUGCAGGUGCGGCAGCGCUAGGUGUCGGUGGUGGGUUGCUCGGUGGCGCUUUGCUGGCGGAAGCGUUUGAUGGAGGUGACAAUACUUAUAUCGAAAACAACUAUGGUGGUGACGAUGGAGGAGAUUAUGGUGGCGGCGGCGAUGAUUUUGGUGGUGGUGAUUUUGGCGACUUCUAG
This is a messenger RNA of Aspergillus chevalieri, 915 nucleotides long. RefSeq names its product WW domain-containing protein. Gene Ontology annotation, molecular function: protein binding. The transcript has 2 exons. NCBI's taxonomy places the organism in Eukaryota, Fungi, Ascomycota, Eurotiomycetes, Eurotiales, Aspergillaceae. The record is from RefSeq and is a predicted model, not a curated record. The coding region runs from base 1 to 915 and encodes 304 amino acids.